Messenger RNA from Homarus americanus (American lobster), 2165 nucleotides. RefSeq lists its product as uncharacterized. The coding region runs from base 159 to 1193 and encodes 344 amino acids. Lineage: Eukaryota; Metazoa; Arthropoda; Malacostraca; Decapoda; Nephropidae. The transcript has 2 exons. The record is from RefSeq and is a predicted model, not a curated record.
CUCACCGGAGUGUCCACGGCAAGUGAGACGGAGGAACUUCAGUUAGACGCUACCACCACCAGGAACCACAAUUACCACCCUGGUGCUACCACCACAACUAGUCACUUACACGACUACCACCGUCACCACCCUGGUACUUGUACAGAGGUCUCUACAUAAUGUCUGGUGGAUCUCGGAAAAACACUUCGGCAGAACAAUACUGUGUUUCAGAAGACCAGAGAAGGGUAAAGGUCCGCAGGUCACAAGAGGCGAGGAAGAGGGCUAAGAAAUAUGAGGAAGAUCUGCGACAAGCCAUCAUCAAUAAUACGGCACAAGUUGAGAAGCUCAGAGCUGAGAAGGCCAAGUUUUCACACAAGAUCAACAGGUUAGAAGACUUACUUUAUUGUCAAGGAGAAUCUCACCUGGUGACGGACGCCCCAGCUGCCAGCUGGACUAACUCACAGGAGCAGAGUCCAUACGGGUCCUCGUCUUCCUCUAUGUUUGAAAUGUUGUCAGAUUUGUCUCUCCAAGAUGAAAGUUUGUCUACAGCUUCCCUGGUCGUCCCAGACGGUCACAGUGGCCAGUGUCACGGUCUUCCUGAUACUACUGCAGAAGGAAACUGGUGGGGGUUGCCCAGCGACUCAUCUUCAUCCUCCAGUUUUCCAAAUUUCUCUUGGGAAACGACAAGUUUUGAAACCUCCGCCCCUCACCCAAGCUUCUCAGACACCAGUUAUUCCUGGAAUUCGGUUCAGGAUCCUUCACUCCAGGACUCUGAAUCUACUCUCUUCCCUAACCAGUCAGUGAUGACACUGGGGCAGACAGUCCCUCCCUCGGGAGGCCCACACGCCUUCCCUACUCCUGGCCCUUCCACUUACCUGCCGCAGUCGUCAGAAGGGGGCGACGCAGCCCACACUGCAGAGGCCAGGAAGACCUCCUCAUCCAGACGACAGAAGAACCGAGUGUAUUCUUACCAGUUACCGCCACAACAAGACCCACAGUUGGAGGCCAGAAGACUGAAAGCUGUGCGGGCACACCACAGCAGGCAGCAAGAUAAGUGUUGUAAGCAGCAGCUGCAGGAAGAGAUCCAGAGAGUUACGGAUGAGGUAACGAAACUCAACCAAGAGAAAGAACGCAUUCAGGAACACAUAGACACAUUACAAAGGCAAUACAAACAGUUACCAACAACUAGUGAUACUUACUCAGAGUUUUAUUGACUGAUGUAACACCUAGCGAGUGUGUUUCUUCAUAACAUUAAGUUUAUUGUUUAAAUGUUAAAAUGUUGACAAUAAAAGAUCUCAGUGUAAGAGUAAAGUGUUCAGUAUUAACAAGUGUUUGUUAAGAUAAUGUUCAUGUUAGGUGACACAGGUAUUACUUAUGUCUUGUACCGUAUUAGAAAUAUUUAUUUUAUGAAGGAAUAAGUUAUUAGUGUUUGUAAUAGUGUCAGGUUGACACAUGAUACACCUGUGACAGGUGUAGGUAAUAGUGUCAGGUUGACACAUGAUACACCUGUGACAGGUGUAGGUAAUAGUGUCAGGUUGACACAUGAUACACCUGUGACAGGUGUAGGUAAUAGUGUCAGGUUGACACAUGAUACACCUGUGACAGGUGUAGGUAAUAGUGUCAGGUUGACACAUGAUACACCUGUGACAGGUGUAGGUAAUAGUGUCAGGUUGACACAUGAUACACCUGUGACAGGUGUAGGUAAUAGUGUCAGGUUGACACAUGAUACACCUGCGACAGGUGUAGGUAAUAGUGUCAGGUUGACACAUGAUACACCUGUGACAGGUGUAGGUAAUAGUGUCAGGUUGACACAUGAUACACCUGUGACAGGUGUAGGUAAUAGUGUCAGGUUGACACAUGAUACACCUGUGACAGGUGUAGGUAAUAGUGUCAGGUUGACACAUGAUACACCUGUGACAGGUGUAGGUAAUAGUGUCAGGUUGACACAUGAUACACCUGUGACAGGUGUAGGUAAUAGUGUCAGGUUGACACAUGAUACACCUGUGACAGGUGUAGGUAAUAGUGUCAGGUUGACACAUGAUACACCUGUGACAGGUGUAGGUAAUAGUGUUAGGUUGACACAUGAUACACCUGUGACAGGUGUAGGUAAUAGUGUCAGGUUGACACAGGUGUUACUAUCGUUAUAAAUGAUAAAAUUAUUUUACUAAAUAAAAGUGAAGACAAUA